AGCGGCCCGAGGUCGGCGCUAACCGGUACCAUGACUCAGCGGCGCCCCGCCCCGGGGUAAUUACGUACUGCGCAGUUGCAGCGGUCCAGACCGGGACAAAGGCCGACGGAGGGGCACGAGCUGCACUGCGUCCACCGGCCGGGUCAGUGGACAGAGCGGGUGGUCCGACAGUGUGUGGACGGUACUGAGCUCUGUCCACCGGAGCCGACCACGGCGGAGGCGGCGAAUAUCAGAUGGAGAUGACAGAUGUGCGUGAAGACCUGGCCGCCCUUCGCCGGGAGGUGGCCUCACUGAGCAAAGUGGUGGCCGGUGCGGUGGUCCGCCUGGAGCAGGCAGUUAUCGAGGAGCGGACCACUCGCCAGACCGUGGUGGAGGAUCGCUACGGUUUGGCGUGUGGCGUGUUUCUACUCGGUUUGGCGUGUUUCUACUGCGUCCGCCGGCGAGCGGCGCCAUCCGGCCGUCCCCAGGGAGCUAGAAAAAUGGCCAAUGACGUCAUGAUACAGACGGAGCCCCAGCCAUCGGCAGUCAGUGACGUCAUAGUACAGACGGAGCCCCAGUCAUCGGCACACAGUGACGUCACAGUACAGACGGAGCCCCAGCCAUCGGCAACUUGUGACGUCACGGUACAGACGGAGCCCCAGCCAUCGGUCGCCAGUCUAUUCAACACGCUUGAGGAGGCGCUCGGCCUUGUAACCAUGACGACGUUUGACGCUCCGUCGGCCCUUGGCGAGGAUCAGCUGACGGCGCUCCUGCAGAGUCUUCCCCAAUUGGAGGAGCUGACCGUCAGGGUCCCGUCCUUCGGAACGGGGCGGUGGCUGCGGCUGCUGCCGACGUCACUGAGGACGCUAUACGUUGCCGGGCCGGAGGUGACGAAGUCGAGGUGGCCGGGACGGUACGGGAGUGGUCUGUCGGUAUCUCUCCAGGGGGUGGCUGCCGAUACCAUCAGUCACCUGGCCACGGAGCUGGGGUCACGGAUUACCCUACUAGACACAGAUGCACAAGUUACUACUAUUCCAAGUCAACUUCGUGGUGCCAUCAUCAGGGUGGGCCCAAACACUAUCAUCCUUCCGGCCGGAGUCGGUGACAGCGAGCUGACGGAGCUGCGGAGCUCACGGGAGACUGUGGAGCGGCUGUCAGUCUCCGCCGCCGACCUCCCGCGACUGAGGGGGCAGCUGCCGGAGGGCCUCAGGCGCUUCAAUGUCAGAGGGCCGGAGGUGACGGAGCCGAGGUGGCCGGGACGGUACGGGGAUGGUGUUCUGUCAGUUUCGCUCCAGGGGGUGGCUGCCGACACCAUCAGUCACCUGCCUGACCUGGGACGGACGGUCAACCGACUGGAGAUAUACGAUUGUACUGAUCUCACGGCCGGCAGCCUGGAGCCCUUCACCAGGUGCCCUGAGCUGCGAUGCCUAUCAGUCUCCGCCGCCGACCUUCCGCGACUGAGGGGGCAGCUGCCGGAGGGCCUCAUACUCCUCAAUGUCAGAGGGCCGGAGGUGACGGAGCUGAGGUGGCUGGGAGGGUACCCGUGGGGCGGUCUGUCAGUGUCGCUCCAGGGGGUGGCUGCCGACACCAUCAGUCACCUGGCUGACCUGGGACGGACGAGACAGGUGUGA
Molecule: messenger RNA, 1610 nt
Organism: Amphibalanus amphitrite
Lineage: Eukaryota; Metazoa; Arthropoda; Thecostraca; Balanomorpha; Balanidae
Exons: 10
Coding region: 234-1610 (458 amino acids)
Source: RefSeq, a predicted model, not a curated record